CGGCGGCGGCGGCGACAACGACAGCUACCCAAUGGUUCCCUUGUAACCCGAAGCCACUUUUCAAGGUUGCACCAAAGCAGCAAUGUCGCCGCCGCCGCCGCCGCCGCCGCCGCCUAACUGGCGCCUUCUUGGCUUCAGCUUGUUGGUAGGCUCCUUCUGCUUCGCCCUGGAGUCCGCAGCUCAAGGCAACUCUGCUACAGAUGCUCUGAAUGUCCUUCUGAUCAUUGUGGAUGAUCUUCGCCCCUCCCUGGGCUGUUAUAGCGAUAAGCUAGUGAGGACCCCAAACAUUGACCAGCUGGCAUCCCACAGCAUUCUCUUUCAGAAUGCCUUUGCACAGCAAGCAGUGUGCGCACCAAGUCGAGUGUCCUUCCUCACCGGAAGGAGGCCUGACACCACCCGCCUGUAUGACUUCAAUUCCUACUGGAGAGUACACUCGGGGAAUUUUUCCACCAUCCCCCAGUACUUCAAGGAGAAUGGCUACGUGACCAUGUCGGUUGGGAAAGUCUUUCACCCUGGUAUAUCUUCCAAUCACAGUGAUGAUUCUCCGUAUAGCUGGUCUUUUCCACCUUAUCAUCCAUCAUCAGAGAAAUAUGAAAACACUAAGACAUGUAGGGGACAAGAUGGAAAACUCCAUGCCAACCUGCUUUGUCCUGUGGAUGUGGCAGAUGUGCCCGAGGGCACCUUGCCUGACAAACAGAGCACUGAGGAAGCCAUUCGGUUGUUGGAAAAGAUGAAAAUAUCAGCCAGUCCUUUCUUCCUGGCGAUUGGGUAUCACAAGCCACACAUCCCCUUCAGAUACCCUAAGGAAUUUCAGAAGUUGUAUCCCUUGGAAAACAUCACCCUGGCUCCUGAUCCCCAGGUCCCUGAUGGCCUACCACCUGUGGCCUACAGCCCCUGGAUGGACAUCAGGGAGCGGGAAGAUGUCCAAGCCUUAAACAUCAGUGUGCCCUAUGGCCCAAUUCCUGUGGAUUUUCAGCGGAAAAUCCGUCAGAGCUACUUUGCUUCUGUGUCCUAUUUGGAUACUCAGGUUGGGCAUCUUUUGAGUGCUUUGGAUGAUCUUCAUCUGACCAGCAACACAAUUAUUGCUUUCACUUCUGAUCAUGGGUGGGCCCUAGGUGAACACGGAGAAUGGGCUAAAUACAGCAAUUUUGACAUCACUACACGUGUGCCACUGAUGUUCUAUGUUCCUGGAAAGACAGCCCCACUUCCUGGAGCAGGCGAGAAGCUUUUUCCCUACCAGGACCCCUUUGAUCCCACCUCAGAAUCGAUGGAUCCAGGUGGGCACGUCACGGACCUUGUGGAACUUGUUUCUCUCUUCCCCACACUUGCUGGACUUGCCGGACUACAAGUUCCUCCGCGGUGCCCCAUCCCUUCUUUUCAUGUUGAGCUCUGCAGAGAAGGCCAGAAUCUCCAGAGGCAUUUGCAGCUCCAUGACUUGGAAGAGGAUCCACACUUUCUUGGUAAUCCCCGGGAGUCAAUUGCCUAUAGUCAGUACCCCCGGCCUGCAGAUUUCCCUCAGUGGAAUUCUGACAAGCCAAGCUUAAAAGAUAUAAAGAUCAUGGGCUACUCUAUACGUACAAUAGACUAUAGGUAUACAGUGUGGGUUGGCUUUAAUCCUGCUGAAUUUUUGGCUAAUUUUUCUGACAUCCAUGCAGGGGAACUCUAUUUUGUGGAUUCUGACCCACUGCAGGAUCACAAUGUAUAUAAUGACUCCCAACAUGGAGAUCUUCCCCACUCAUUGAAGCCUUGAGUUCUGCCAGCCUCGGAGGACCGCAUAUGUGUCCUCUUGCCCCCUUCUGUCUCAUGAAAGGUGGCAUUAGAGGUGGCUAUCUUUUACAACCUAUUGUAUUAGAUAUAACCUUAGUGGGUAGCAAUCAAAACAGCAUCAUCAAUUUGGCUUAGGACUAUGUGGCAGAUAAAUCUUUUCAUUUAGUUCUUCUUAAGUUAUAAAUGAUCAUUGGAUUUAGGCUAGGCUGAAGCGCUUCCAUUUUAAAAGCACUCAUCACUUAGGUUAAGUAAGUACAAAAGUGAACUUAACAAAAUGUAAUCAUACCUUUGUAUAUGUAAUCCAUGGUAGCCAAGACUAGUACUGUACUAAAAUAAUUUACUUGUUGAAUUUAGUGCAUUUCAGAAAGUGACCAUAUUAUCGUAGGUAGCCCAGUGUAGUCAAAACAUGUUAACAUGGGAUUUAUUUCUUUCUCAAAUACGAAAUUAAGUAAUAUUUCUAGAAGCAACUUCUAUAUGGUCUAUGAUCAACUUUUGUUUAUAAGACUACAGAUUUCAAAAUGAAAGAUAAAAUACACAUGGGAUUAUUAAUGCAGCAUUUCUUCAUUAAAUAAUUAGUGCUUAGUAAAGUAUGGAUAAAGGUACAAAAUUCAAUUAACUAUUUCAAUACUUGCUAACCCAAAUAAUAAUUUGCCAGUAAAUAGUAUAACUCUUGAACUUGGUAUCUGUUAAAAAGUCUGUUAUUCACAAUGAAAAGCAUUUAAAAUGUAACUAUACCCAUGAUUUGAAUCAUUCAAGAUCAUAUUCCUAUUCAUAGUUAGAGAAUUGCAAAUACCCACUUAUCCUGGAGGCAGGAGCUAUUCUACUUCUACUUUUUGGUAAAGAAAACAUAAACUUAUGAAGUGUACAUUAUUUUAUGGCUUGUGGAAACUUUAGGGUAUAAGUAAUUUUCAGAAUGUACUUCUGCAUUCCCUGAAUAUUCCCUAAAUAUGAAAGUAAUAAGAAGGUAUGUAAUAGGGAUAAGGUUAUUUCAUUACCUACCUUUGUUUAAAAAAAAGUCAAUUCUGUAAUGUGCUGAAAACUGUUCAGUUAUCAUUAGUCAACAGUUUUCCAACAUACAGUGCUUUUAGUCUUGUAUUAAAUGAGUAAUUUCAAUAAUUUUCUCCUUAAAAAUGCCCCAGUCUUUCAAAGUAAAUGUUUUUUUUUUUUUUUUUUUUUUUUGGUUUUUUCGAGACAGGGUUUCUCUGUAGCUUUGGAGCCUGUCCUGGAACUCCCUUUGUAGACCAGGCUGGUCUCGAACUCACAGAGAUCCGCCUGCCUCUGCCUCCCGAGUGCUGGGAUUAAAGGCGUGCGCCACCACCGCCCGGCCCAAAGUAAAUGUUUUUAACAUAAAAUAUAGCAAAUAGUUAAGUAGAUUUAAUUACUCUUGUAUAUUAAAUUAUAACCCAAAAGCCAAGAUAUUAUUUUUAAGUCUGUAAAAUCUCAAAGACAGAUUGUUUUUAUGAGUUGGCCUACAGUAGAGGGGUAGCUGAUAGCACAGUUAUUUUCCUGAGCAAUCAAGUGACUGUCUUGGCAACAGCAAUUUGUAUUUGGGGAUUGAUGGUCCCAUUUGUCUCUCCUGAUCCCUACAUUUGCCUCUCAUCUAGAAACUGGCUUUUGUAGAUGUUUUAUUUCAGUUUCUUCUUGUUCUUCAUCUUUAUUGUUCUCAUUGUAUUUACUCAGUGCCAUUUUUACAAUUUAGAAAUUCUUCACAGCAUGUUUUUAUCUUGCUUAGCUUCAUCUCUUACUCCACAGUUAUAGGGACAGAUUUUGAUAACAGGUUUUUUUUUUUAUUUUACAUUCAUUUAUUGUUUCUGUUUGAUCAUAGUAUAUACAUUUCAGUUUUCUUAUUUAAUCUCCUGAACCACAGUUUUAGUGUUAGCCCCCUCCAAAUUCUGCCUCUGAUGAAAUCAUAAGCCCAGUGGUGCUAUCCACUUAGUAGUUACAAGACAUUUGUGAUUAUUCAAAUUUAAAUUCAUUGACAUGAAAUAACAUUUUAAAUGAUUUCCGGUACGUCGUAAUUCAAGUGCUCAGUAGCUAGACAUAGAGCUUUUCCAUCAUAGCAGACAGUUCUACUGGGUAGAACUAUCCUGGAUUCCAACUGAUUAGCAGGUUCCUACUGUCAUGCAUUUGUCCACAAUGAGCAAACUAUGUUUUGUUUAGGCAUAGAGUAGGGAGUUUGCUGUGGCCAUCAGCCUCUUCCUUUCAUUCUUAUCACCAUUGCCUCUCUUCCUUUUUCCUCUCCUUCCCAAAUUGUUUACCUCCCCCCCUUUUCCCUUCCCUGUUCCUUAAGGAAUCCAUGUGUCUUCCUAAAAAAUUCCUCUUGACCCUGCCCUUUGAGAACACCAUCAGUGCCUACUAAGGGUCUAGAAAGACCUCCACUGAGCAGUCAGAGUCUUCCCUGGCUCCACAAUGCCCCUUUCCUUGGCUAACUUUUCCUUGCCAAUCCCUGCCUCCCUGGCCCUUCUAGCUUGUGCCCUCACUUCUUUGCUCCAACCACUUCAUGGUCAUUCUUCAUAGGCUGGCUCCCCUACCCCCACUGCUUAGAGGCUGAGGCUUCCGGGACUCUUUAGAUUGUAUUUUAGGGAAACUGAAUGCUUUUUAAAAAAUCUUCUAUUUACUUCACUUUUUAAAAGGCACUUUUUAUCAUCAUGAAUUUUAUGUGUUAAUUAUAGAAAAAUUGGAAAUCAGAAAUGUAAUAAAACACAAGAAAAUGUCUGAGUGCUUUAUCCUGAGAUUGUCAUGUAAUAUCUUGUUCUUUUGGGUGUAUGAAUGUUUGCCAUUUCUUGAUCCUCUAUGUUCUUUAUAAUGCAGUUUCUGUUCUUACGUUUUCUCUAAAUAUUAUGUAUGGUUUUUUAGUGACUUUCUCAGAUAUUUUAUAUUGCUGGUAAUAUGUUUUAUUGUAUAGUUUUAUUGUAAUUUUCUUAACCUUCUUUCAGUUGUUGGAAAUUUAGGUUAUUUUCAAAUUUUUAGUAUUACACAUAAUGCUAUGAUCAACUUUGUGAAUAAAAUAUUGAGUUCCAAAGUAUUACCAUAGGAUGGUCUCUCACUGCCGAGUCAUCGAAAGCAGCUCUAUUUUGUCCUCUAUUGCUGAUAUAGCAUACUAAAGUUAGAAAACAAAGUCAACAAGCCUAUACAUAAAACCAUAGCAUCGAGAAAGCAAGCCUGUGGUACAAAUAGGUGAAAGUUGUAUCCUGCUUUGACUUCUGAUUCUUUGCAUAUUAGUGACAUAAGCCAUUACUCUCUCUGUGUGACAGUUGAGCUUUGCAUUUCUAGUUGUCUGACUUUGUGUGGUCAUAUUAUGGGUGUUACCUUUAAAUAUAAUAAAAUAAAUUGCUCUUUU
Messenger RNA from Chionomys nivalis (European snow vole), 5107 nucleotides. RefSeq names its product iduronate 2-sulfatase (gene Ids). The transcript is spliced from 9 exons. Gene Ontology annotation, molecular function: iduronate-2-sulfatase activity. Bases 83 to 1750 code for a protein of 555 amino acids. The record is from RefSeq and is a predicted model, not a curated record. NCBI's taxonomy places the organism in Eukaryota, Metazoa, Chordata, Mammalia, Rodentia, Cricetidae.